Messenger RNA from Cydia strobilella, 1372 nucleotides. RefSeq lists its product as uncharacterized. The record is from RefSeq and is a predicted model, not a curated record. The transcript has 4 exons. NCBI's taxonomy places the organism in Eukaryota, Metazoa, Arthropoda, Insecta, Lepidoptera, Tortricidae. Bases 791 to 1372 code for a protein of 193 amino acids.
UUUGCACCAGUGAGCAUACUAUAGUGUAAUCACCAUUUCACUGAAAUCUUAACUUUUUUCGGAACUUCCGCACAGUCAUAUGGGCACUAGGGUAUCAAUAUCCAAAAUUGGUGAUUUAACUUUAUUUUUAAAUACAAUAUUAUUCCAUGAGUACUUACUUUCUUUCCAUUUUAGAACACAAACACAAGUCUCCUGUUUCACGUAAGAUCUCACAAGACCAAAUGACGUCGAGACGAUGUUAAAAUAUUUUGGAUUGUUCGAAGUGUUAAUAAAUUUAAGUUUUAGCCACUUUAGUUCUGGCACUCUCAAGUUCAGUCGAUAACAGCUAACAAAUCAAUUCCCUCUGCAACAUAAGAGUGAAAUGUUUACCACAAUUCUCUUUUGCAUAACAAUAACGCGCUUUUCUGUAAUAGCUAUUUUUUCUUGUAGUCUAGGGACUCUGACUUAUGUUAUAUGUUAGUAUGACAUGCCAUGAUUACAAUUUUCUCCUUUUUCGGGCAGUCGUGUAAAAGAUGUCAAUUUUCUUUUACAUUUAUAUGUGAGUAAUAACAUCGAAACUACAAAAAAAACCGACGAUGGGUUCCAUAACAUUACGCAAAAAACGGCAAAAAAAUCACGUUUUUAGGGUUCCGUACCCAAAGGGUAAAAACGGGACCCUAUUACUAAUACUCCGCUGUCUUGUGAAUUUGUGAUAUUUCAUGGUAAGUAAAUUAUUCGACACGUGAUGCUGAUGGUAGUCGAUAAUGUUAACUAUAAAGACUACUUAAUAUUUAUCACUUAUUUAUUGUAGAUGACUCUGAAACACGAAGCAAUGGCUAUAAAAAAUAUUAUGAUCACGGCGCGAGGACCUUUUUUUGUUUGCGAAAGUGGACUGAAGGACUCUAGCAGGAAGGAGAUAACGCAUCGGAAGAGCACACGAGCUUCAGGACACGAAGACAGCGAGAGGGUGCGGAGGACGAGGCGGAGGGCGCAGAGGCACAAGCAGCAGAGCAGCCGGCGUCGUCGCCGGCAGCUGAAACAUGCUGGGGGUGCGGCAUGCCCCUGCGCCUUUGCCUUAGAGGGCCUCAGAUGGAACCCUCGGCGGCUUCAAUACCGCCGACCCCGCCACCGACCCCGGUUGGGGUUGCGCGCCGUAUUCGACCCUCAAGGCCGGGCUCGGGGCGGACCAGGUCGCGGCCGGUUGCUAUUCCGGGGCGUCAAGACCGACGCACCCGGCCGCCGACCGCAGCAUUACCCUGCGCGGCGCCAGGGUGCAUGCUUCGCAGGAAACCCUACUAGGCAUCUCACUGCCUUGCCUGUCUCUCUCAAAGUCCUCAAGCAACUGCCUUUGCGUUUUGAGAGUCUACAACAAUGGGCUUAUACUAAGUAUUAG